This is a messenger RNA of Ixodes scapularis (black-legged tick), 1284 nucleotides long. It is a transcript of the gene CSN5, whose product is annotated as COP9 signalosome complex subunit 5. Gene Ontology annotation, biological process: protein deneddylation. Gene Ontology annotation, molecular function: metallopeptidase activity; protein binding; deNEDDylase activity. Bases 139 to 1146 code for a protein of 335 amino acids. Lineage: Eukaryota; Metazoa; Arthropoda; Arachnida; Ixodida; Ixodidae. The transcript has 5 exons. Gene Ontology annotation, cellular component: cytoplasm; COP9 signalosome. The record is from RefSeq and is a predicted model, not a curated record.
GAUGCUACUCCUCCGGCCGGAUGGGCGCCGCCAUUAAGCCUUAAUGCAAGCAGCGUUGUUGUUCAUAACAGGUCUAGUCGAAUAAAAAGCCACCUUCGCUUUCCAAAACUAGUUUUGGGCAGAGCAAAGAACGCAGCCAUGGACAACCACAUGGCACAAAAGACGUGGGAGUUGUCGAACAACGUUGAGACAAUUCAGAGCGUCGACGAUCUGUACAAAUACAACAAGAAGCAGCAGCAGGAUAUUCUCACGGCAAAACCAUGGGAAAAGGACCCGCACUACUUCAAGGACAUGAAGGUGUCGGCACUCGCUCUGCUCAAGAUGGUGAUGCACGCCCGUUCGGGUGGCACCCUGGAGGUAAUGGGCCUUCUGCUGGGCAAGGUGGAUGCUAACACCAUGCUGGUGAUGGACUCGUUCGCGCUGCCCGUGGAAGGCACGGAGACGCGGGUGAACGCCCAGGCGCAGGCAUACGAGUACAUGGCAGCUUACACGGAGAGUGCCAAGACGGUGGGGCGGCUGGAGAACGUUGUUGGCUGGUACCACUCGCACCCGGGCUACGGCUGCUGGCUGUCUGGCAUCGACGUCAGCACCCAGAUGCUCAACCAGCAGUUCCAGGAGCCGUUUGUGGCCAUCGUGAUCGAUCCCGUCAGGACCAUCUCGGCGGGCAAGGUGAACCUGGGGGCCUUCAGAACCUACCCAAAGGGCUACAAGCCGCCGGACGAAGGGCCCGCCGAGUACCAGACGAUCCCCCUGAACAAGAUUGAGGACUUUGGGGUGCAUUGCAAGCAGUACUACUCCCUGGAGGUGUCCUACUUCAAGUCGUCGUUGGACCGCAGGCUCCUUGACUCCCUGUGGAACAAGUACUGGGUCAACACCCUCAGCUCCUCCAGCCUCCUGACGAAUGCAGAAUACACCACGGGACAGGUGUUCGACCUCUCGGACAAGCUGGAGCAGUCGGAGUCCCAGUUGGGCAGGGGUGGCUUCGUCCUGGGGCUGGACCCCCACGAGAAGCGGACGGAGGACAAGCUGGCCAAGGCCACCAAGGACAGCUGCAAGUCCACCAUAGAGGUCAUCCACGGACUCAUGUCCCAGGUCAUCAAGGACAGGCUCUUCAACCAGGUCAACUGCACCCAGGACCUCCAGUGAAACCUUACGUCCUCGACUGCCAUCUGUUCUUUUUGUUUUUUCUAAUCGCAGGUUCCGCAAGACCUGUAAUUCGAAUUGCUUCGAGGAGAGCUUCUCCGAAUAAAGUCGGACGUGUACGACAGCCACGACGUGCUGUUG